Molecule: messenger RNA, 1767 nt
Organism: Sabethes cyaneus
Lineage: Eukaryota; Metazoa; Arthropoda; Insecta; Diptera; Culicidae
Gene: Usp14
Product: ubiquitin carboxyl-terminal hydrolase 14
Exons: 8
Coding region: 96-1643 (515 amino acids)
Biological process (GO): protein deubiquitination; proteasome-mediated ubiquitin-dependent protein catabolic process; regulation of proteasomal protein catabolic process
Molecular function (GO): proteasome binding; cysteine-type deubiquitinase activity; protein binding
Source: RefSeq, a predicted model, not a curated record
AAUUUACUUUCGGAUAAUUAAACAUCAUUAAUAAUAAAAUAAUAUUAAUAAAAACUAGAAAUCAUCCUUCGGAGAUUGCCUGUUCAUCUAAAAAAAUGCCGUGCUACACAGUAAAAGUAAAAUGGGGCAAAGAAAAUUUCCCAAACGUCGAACUAAACACUGACGAGGAACCGAUGCUUUUCAAGGCUCAACUGUACGCCUUGACUGGCGUACAACCCGAAAGGCAAAAAAUUCUGUGCAAAGGAAUUAGCCUGAAGGAUGACGAGUGGAACAUGUCAAUAAAACAAGGAAUUACUUUGCUCCUACUCGGUACGAAAGAGGAGGUACCCCAGGAACCUACUGAAAAACCAAAAUUUAUUGAAGACAUGAAUGAAAGUGAACUAGCUACUGCUUUAGAAUUACCCGCUGGAUUAACCAAUUUAGGUAAUACCUGUUAUAUGAAUGCGACCCUUCAAUGCUUGAAAUCUGUACGAGAGUUACGCGAAGCACUGAAAGGCUUCAAGGAGGCCUCCGGUGGAACCACGGGCUUGAGUGACAUUGCAUCACCUGGUGCAAUUACACUUUCCAUGCGAAAUCUGUUUGAGGACAUGGAAAGAAACGAUACGGUUACACCAGUAUUGUUUCUUCAGCGGAUGCAUAUUGCUUUCCCAAAUUUCGCUCAAACCGGAGAAAACGGAACGUACCGACAGCAGGAUGCCAAUGAGUGCUGGUCUGAGCUACUGAAAAUGCUUCAGCAGAAAUUGCCAAUUUCCAAAGGAAAUUGCGAUCAAGUUGUUAAGCAUAACUCCUUCAUUGAUCAGUGGUUUGGAGGUGCAUUUGACGUACAGAUGAAAUGUACUGAAGCAGAAGAUGAACCAAUCAGUAAAUCGAAAGAAACUUUUCUUCAAUUAAGCUGUUUCAUUUCCACCGAAGUUAAAUACAUGCAUUCAGGAAUCAGAUUGAGAUUAAAAGAACAGCUUACGAAGCGCUCGCCCACAUUAGAUAGGGAUGCAGUUUAUACCAAAACGUCACUUAUUAGCCGUUUGCCUGCAUAUCUGACCGUUCAGUUCGUCCGUUUCCAAUAUAAGGGUAAGGAAGGUAUCAACGCAAAGGUUCUUAAGGAUAUUAAGUUUCCUAUGGAGUUUGAUGCGUUCGAGCUGUGCACGCCAGAACUUCAAACGAAACUGUCUCCGGUGCGUGCCAAAUUCAAGGAAGUCGAAGACGCAGAACUAGAGCGCAAUCUCAAAGGAAAAAAUAAAACGAAGGCGGAAUUAGAAAAGGAGAAACCGAAAACAGUUCCACAGCCGUAUUGCUUCGAAGAUGAUCUUGGAAGCAACAACAGUGGAUACUACACACUACAGGCAGUGCUUACUCACCAGGGUCGGUCAAGCUCAUCUGGUCAUUAUGUGGCGUGGGUACGUCAAAAGGGAGAUCAGUGGAUAAAGUUUGACGAUGAUUACGUGUCACCCGUGGACACGGAAGCCAUCCUUAAGUUGUCCGGUGGAGGUGAUUGGCACUGUGCUUACGUAUUGGUCUACGGACCAAAACUGCUUGAGCUCCCGGUUGAUGAUGAUAACAAGACUGCAGCUUCUGACGUUGCCGGUGAGGAAGGAUCAACAGCAACGGCGGAUACGACAUCAAGUGAGAAAAUGGCCGUUGAUUGAAUGUCCUGCCCUACUCUGUUAGAGAAAAAAUUUUGCAUUCUUUUACAAGCUGAAUUUUGUUACUAAUGGAUCAUAGAUAGCAUUGAAAUACAUUUUUUAAUAAAUGAUCACAUUCUUAUGUCCG